Gryllus bimaculatus (two-spotted cricket) is the source of this 6751-nucleotide messenger RNA. Lineage: Eukaryota; Metazoa; Arthropoda; Insecta; Orthoptera; Gryllidae. The record is from the annotation of a GenBank genome assembly.
UUUCUGUCGCCGGAUUUUCAGGGGCGUCAUGGGCCUCGUGACCACUGCGCUACCUUACGAGAGAUUCUAGAAGCUAAGUGACAUUGCGUUGAUAACAUUGUGACGCAGGGGGCGAUCACACGACUGGAAGCUUUAUUAAUUUAAAAUUUUUGUGAAUAUUGAAACAUAUCGGUUAAAAUGGAAGCAGUUCCCCGUUUACCAAUGUUGAGUUUUGAUCUUAAAGUAAGCCCAGAACGAACGACUUUUGGACAAAAGUUGAAGCAGUACAUUCGAGACUUUUAUCAUGAAGAUCCAGAGAUGUAUUCAAAUGAAAUCCAUGCAUUAGAAGGCCUAAGAGCAUCUGCGGUGUGCGCGGUCAGAGAUGUUACGGGUUGCUCAACACUAAAACGUUAUUAUUGUCAACUUCAUUUUUUGCAAAGUAGAUUUCCAAUGCACAGAGAUGGAGCUGCUGCUGUGUCUUUCACUUGGCGUGAUACUUAUGCUAGUAUGGUGUGCACUUUAAGUGACAUCAGAUUUGAAAUGGUUGCUAUUCUUUAUAAUAUUGGUGCUCUUCAUUCUCAACUUGGAGCCUCAGACUCACGUACCACAUCAGAUGGCAUGAAAAUGUCAUGUACUCAUUUCCAGUGUGCUGCUUGGGCUUUCCAGCAUUUGAAGGAUUCAUUUCCUCAACCUGCUGGUGUGGACCUUGCUCCUGAUGUAAUGCAAUUUAUGUAUCAUUUGUCUCUGGCCCAAGCACAAGAGUGUAUCUUAGAAAAGAGUAUGAUGGACAACAGGAAGGCAACUAUAAUUGCGAAAGUGGCUGCUCAGAUAGUUGAUUAUUAUAACUUGGCAUUAAAUACUUUGGAACAAGGUGGCUCAGAUGAUUGCUCUGUUUCUGAGACUGUUGGGUCAAAAAUUUACAAGACUUGGAAACGAUAUGUUAAAUUUAAGACUGCUUACCAUUCAUGUGUGGCUUUGUUGUAUCAAGGCCAACAGGCUGAAGAACAACAAAAAAUGGGAGAACGUGUUGCCUAUUACCAGGCAGCAUCAGAGAAAUUAGAAGAAGCUAGCAAACUUGCUAAAGGAAUGGAUUACGCUGAUGUGAUCAGUGAAGCACUGACCUUUACUGCCGAUGUUGUGGAAGGAAAGAAAAAAGCUGCCAAAAAUGAGAAUGAAUUUAUCUACCAUGAAGAGGUUCCAGAGAGAGAUGCUUUAACUGAUAUCAAAGGAGCAUCUCUUGUGAAAGGGAUAGCUUUCAAUGUAAAUGAUCCAGAAAUUUCAGGCCCAGAUAUAUUUGCAAGACUAGUUCCAAUGAAAGCCCAUGAGGCAUCAUCACUGUACAGUGAGGAGAAAGCGAAAUUGUUACGACGAGUUGGUGCCCAGAUUGAUGAGAAAGAUGAAGAACUAGUAAGCUUUAUGACUUCACUUCAGUUAGAACAUUUAAAUAUUCAUGGUGAAUCAUCCAGGCUUCCACAGGAGUUAAUUGAUCGCUGUGCAGCACUGAGUGUAAAACCAAAUGCAAUCCAGAAUUUAAUUGAUUCCAUGAAUAAAUUAUCAGAUACAUAUCAUGAUGUGGAAGCUAUGUUACAAGAAAUAAAGGAGUUACUUCAGGAGGAAGAAAUGCAAGAGAAGAAAUACCAAGAAGUAGUGGGCAAGCGACCACCUUCAAUUGUUGCUACAGACCUUACUAGGGAAGCUGGCAAAUAUCAAGAGGCACAUGGAAAGGCUUCAGAAUCCAAUCAGACCCUCCAUAAAGCAAUGAUGUUGCACGUUAGUAACCUGCGAGUUCUGGCUCAGCCUCUGGCAGAAUUGCAGAAAAGUGUCCCAGAGGUUUCACCGCCUUCAACAUCAGAUGAUCAAGAAGCUGUUGAGAAACUUCGUCAACUUGUGGCCAAAGUGGAAGAAAUGCGUCGUCAAAGAGCUAUGUUGUCUGCUCAGUUGCGGGAAAGUAUCUGCCAAGAUGACAUCACUCGUCAACUUGUGACACGUGCUAGUGAACCUCUUGAUACCAUCUUUAAUCAAGAGUUGCAGAAACACCAGCGUUAUGUUUCAUUAGUUGAACAAAAUCUAGCUGCUCAAGACAAUAUUUUGCGUGCCCUUACUGAUGCAUAUGCUCGUUAUGGCAGUACACGCAAGGCCACAAAUGAAGCAGUGCGCAAGCGUGAAGCUACUAUUUCUGCUCUGAUUGCUUCAUAUGACGCAUAUGAAGACCUUCUGGCUAAAUCAAGCAAAGGCCUAGAGUUCUACCGAAAGUUAGAGGUGAAUGUGAGCAAACUGUUACAGCGUGUGCGCAGUGCUUGCAAAGUACAAGAAGAAGAACGAGAGCAGGUGCUGGCAAAGGCUCUCCCGGCAGCUUCUAAAGCAGCUGUUGCUGCUGCAGCUGUUCCAGGUUCUGCAAGUCCAGUUGCUGGUUCUAGUAGUGGAGUAGCAAUUGGAACAGGAGAAUCCAUGAGUGUUGAUUCAAGUAGCACCAGCAGUGGAGGGCCAAAGUUGCGAGACUACUUGCAGAGCAUGAAGCGAGGUUCCUCAGUUACUGCUGCUGCAGCUGCUGCAGUGGGAGGAUAUGGUGCUGGAACUCAACCAGUUGCAACUGUUGCGGACAUGCCCAUGUACUAUCCAGCCGAUUAUGUACAUCCUGUUGCAGGCAUCACGACUGGCACUGUUCCUUCAACAUCAAAUGCUGUUUCUUCUAGUUCAGGCCAAUCUCCUUACUAUGACCAGGUGAGCACCGUGACAUCAUCCCAUUCCCAAUGGGCCCUGCCUCCAGUACGUCCAGCACCAGUUGGGUCAGAAGGACCUGAUGUAUCACAAACAGAACCUUCUGCAAAAGCUCCUCCAACAGUGCCAGCUAUAUCAGACACAGAUAAAUCGAGUGCUGUUACAGGAUCUUCACAAUAUCCAUAUCAGCCAGAUGUUUCUGCUAGAAUUACAAGUGGGGGAUAUCCUCCUGGUUACUUGGCUGGAGCUGCAUAUGGAAAUGCUUCUGGUGCCUACCCAACACCACCACAGCCCCAGUACAAGCCAGUAGUUCCCACUUACCAACAGUACGGUUCCUACAUGCCACCGACAUCAGCUGCUUAUGAUACUGGUGCCACAGUCUCUUCAGCUGCCACAAACCCUGCUUACAUGUAUACAGGAACAUAUCAAAAUCAAGCAACAUCUGUUGCCCAGUCUCUGCCGCAAACUAGUUAUGCACCAACAGGAGCAGCAGCAUCUGCUGCAUAUCCAACAGGAACUUAUCAGGCAACUAACAUGAAUCUGUCAAUUCAAUCUGGUGAAGUUCCAUCCUUGUCUGGCUAUCCAAGUCAACUUCAGCAACCACAGCAACCACAGCAGUCCCAACAUCCAUCGCAGAACUCUCCAUCCCGUUACAUCCCUGCCAGCGCCUAUUCUGCCUAUCCGUAUGUAGCUGCUGCUUCUGCAUCCUAUUACACAAAUGCUGGUAGCUAUCCCACCUCUCAAACCUGCUCCUCCCAAACAGGAAUUGAAGGACAGACGUUUGCUGCGCAAUACAAUACAACAUAUGCUGUACCUUCUGGUUAUCCCACAUCAAAUGCAUAUUCCCCAAGUGCAUAUUACACACUUCCUUAUGGUUACCAGAGUCUUGAUAGUCCAGCAGCACAGGUGGCACCUGCACCUGUUGACCCUCAGAACAUGACUUACAUGCAGGCGUGCGGAGGCAAACAAACCACAACCACCACUUACAUGUACCCUAAUGCUUCAGGUCAAAGUACUGCAAGUAGUGAACCCACUACUGCUACAAGUUCAGUUAAUUCAGUUCCCACUCCUACUGCUGUCACUACCACUGCGCCUACAUUUUCCAAAUCAUCCAAUGUAGACCUUCUUGCUGGAUUAGAUUUUUCCCUAAAUCAGGCUCCUUUGACACCUCAACAGCUACCUGUAUCAAAAGUCUCUGAAAGUGCAAUAUCUAAUGCUGCUUCAGCUCCUACACCUGUCUCUGUUAUUACUACUUCCACAACUACUUCUGUUUCGGUUUCCACUCCUGCCCCCAUUGUGGCUCCUAAUGUUCCUCUGAGUGCAGAUACUGUUCCAGUGAUUGAACCUGGUGUCAUUAAGAGCCCAGUGGGACCCACGAAAACUGGUGCUAUGUCUGGAGAUGCGGACCAUCUUGUUGAAAAUGAGGGUCAAGAAGGAUGUCGAGGAGCAGAGUGUCGCCUGAGUAAAGUGUCUGGGAAAGACCCAUACAGUGACCCGGAAUUACUCAAUCAGUUUGUUCAAGAUGUGGAAAAAUUUGAGAAGUUUGUAGAAGGUCUCACAUCAAAAACUUUGAAUGGCCCUACUCCUUUGGAUAUUAAGUGGAAAGAACUCCUCGAUUUGCAGGAAAAGGAUGCCCACAAACGCAGUAUAUCAGUGGCUCGAUGCUAUCCAAUGAAGAAUCGUUUCCCAGAUAUCCUACCGUAUGACAAUUCUCGGGUGGAACUGCCAUCAACCAAAGAUGAUUACAUCAAUGCAUCCUUUGUCAAGGAUGUAACACCAUUGACUCCUCCGUUUAUUUUGACUCAAGCACCUCUUCCCUCCACCAUUAGUGACUUUUGGACCAUGGUGAUGGAGCAACAGGUUGAAGUUGUGGUGUGUUUACUGAGUGAUGCAGAGCUUUCAGGUCAAGUGUACUGGCCUGUUGACAAGUCCCAGGAAAUGGUGUCAGGAAGACUCCGACUAACUCUUCAAAGUUGCAAUACUAGGGCCCACUGGGUGGAAAGGAUUUUGUCCAUAACAUGUGGUGACACUAGAGUUACUCGUGUUAUUGUACAUUUGCAGUUUACUGGAUGGCCUGGAAGUUCAUUUCCGUCAUCACCAGGCCCAUUUCUUGCAUUGGUUUUGGAAGUGCUAAGCUUGCACAGGCAGCAACGUGUAGGGUGGCAUCCUCUUGUAGUACACUGCCUAUCUGGAGUGGGUCGUUCCGGCCUACUGUGUGUUUUGGCUGCAGCACUCCUAGAAGUUCAAGCAGGGAGGGGUCUGGCUGAUCUAGUGAUUGUAGCUGCAGCUGCAUCCUCACAUCGCAAGAACUGCUUGAGGGAUAGACAGCAUCUCCAAUUUGCCUACCAAGCUUUAUUGUACCAUGCGCAGGAUCUACUUAUGAAGCGAGGCAUCCUGACCAGUCGUUCAUCCUUUGAGGACAAGAGGAACCGGGGAACCAAGUGCCACACGCGCCACCCAUCCGAGGACUUCCUGCUGGGGGCCCCUGCAGACCUGAGUCAGUUGCAGUCAGGGCUCGACCGCAUGGGGUUAGAUUCAAAGUCCCAGAACAGCAGUGAAGAAGUUGAACCUGAGCCUCAACCGCCAGGAUCAUCAUCUGUGGAAAAACCAACCAAUGCAUCCGAUCCUCUCAGUAAACUAGAUCCUUUAUGGUCAUUGAGACAGUCAUGAUCUCUCAGUCAGUUUUUCUUGGACUUCAGUAAGUUAUGAAAUAUUGAGAUUGAAUAUUACUUUUAGGAAUAUUUUGAAAAUGUAAUUUGAAUGAAAGAUGUCUUUUUUAUGAUUUUUUUUACGUGUUGAGAAGCCAGUAAAUGUUUUAUGAAGGUUGAAUUGGUGUGGAAUGGCUUCAUAAGAUAUGAAAAUAGGACCAUGAUCAUGAAGUGUGCAAAAAAUUGUUGCUUUUCUAAAUACUCUUGGGCCAUUCUGUUUGCCCUGCAAAUCUAAAUAUUUAUUGGCAGGUAAAGCAAUACAGUGGAUGAUGUCUUAACUAGGACUAUACAUGCUUUCUACUUGUAUGAAUAAUCUACUUUUCUCUUUAGUCAUUGCAUAGGCAGGAUUUACUUUCUGACAAUGUUCAAACACAUCCUAUUCGUGUACAUUACCUUAUUUGAGAGGUGAGAGGCUGAUCUUUUAUGGAAAGUAUCCUCCUCCAUCUCAAAUAGAAAGAGAAUCUGAAAAGAAUAUGCCUUUUAAUGGCCAGUUAUCUUUUCAGAUAAGGUGAAGGUGCUGCUUUGAACUUCUAGAAAAGAUUAUGCGUACCUCUAUAGAUAUAGUAAUUGCAAAUAAAUAUGUGGACCAUGAUUGUGUGAAUAUAAAUUGAUUAAAAUACAAAAAGCUUUUAAUUGCCUGCAUUCCAUAAAUUUUCUGCAUUUUUUGUGAUGCUUUGAAUUUUCAAUAUUCAUGGCAUAAAUAGAAACUUUGUUGGUAAACAUUUUAGUUGAAAUCCAAAUUUAUUUUUUAAAUAGAGACUGGAAGAAAUAUCACCAAUGUUGAACAGCAGUAGGGAGCUACAAUGCAAAGUUUCUGUCACAGUGGAAUUACAUUUUUUUAAUAAAAAGAUAUUCAUUUAAAUGUUGAUAUUUCUGUAGAAUGUCUCAGAGCUUCUAUUUUAAAGUAAUUGUUUAUGCACAGAUUUGUUCGUGAAAAAAAGUUCUAAUUAUUACAAUACUAUGGCAAAAAAAUAUAUUCCACGUUUUAGAUAUGUAGAUAUGUACUUUUGAUUGUUGGUAUUGUUAGCUUACGAGCAAAACUGUCUCUAGUAUAUUUUUUUUAAAUGUUAUGUUUGUCUACACCUUACUGACUGUAUGAAAACCAAGAUCUGACAAAAAAGUUGCAUGUCCCUGCAGUUGUUAUGGUGAUAGUUAUAUCAUCGAACUUUGAGUAGUUCAGAGUAUAUCUGUACUGAUUUUUCUAUGAUUUUGAUAUAUUUGUUCAUAGCAUAUACAGGUUUGUGCUUUCUAUUUUGCUGUUUCAUUAUGGCAUUUUCUUACAAAUUUCUGUUGAAUUCCUUUAUGUAAUGUAAAAAGCCUUAAUUAAAGUGCCCAUUUCACAAUGA